ACCGGCCCUGAGAGGAGAGGAGAAGAAGGAGAAGAGAGCACCGGACCCCGGGAGAGAGUGAGAGAGAGAGAGUGAGAGAGAGAGGGAGAGAGUGGGAGACUGACAGGCGUUACCGACACUAGACGAACCGAAACGUCGACAUGAGCGGUCAGUUUGAGGAAGAUAUGCACGACAGGGGCGAGAGGAAGAGCAGUAAAUCCCCGACGCUGCUCUCCUCUUACUGCAUAGACAGCAUUCUGGGCCGCCGGAGUCCCUGUAAGGUCAGGCUGAUAGGGGCGCAAAGUUUGACGGGUCUGCCCGGCAGAGGGGAGCUCGACAAGACGGCUGACAGACCAACGAAAGACCCCCUUUCUCUCACCGCUGACAUGCACCUGCCCCCCAAGCUCCGCCGGCUGUACGGACCCGGGGGGAAGUACCUCCACGACCACGCAGAGACCCUGGAUAGAGAGCGGCUCCUUCUGGAGCAAACCAGCGACAGCCUCAAAAUCAGCCAGGCGCCGCAGGUGAGCAUCAGCCGCAGCAAGUCGUACCGGGAGAACGCGUCGCUGAGCCGGGGAGAGGGCGACCAGAGUCCCGGGGAGGGCUCCGAGGACGGCAGCAUGGGACUGGUGGAGCUCGGCCCGUUGAAGUUCGAGGAGGACGCGGGGAAGGAGGAGGAGAGCUGCGGGGACGCGGCCGCUCUGUCCCCGAAGGACGAGGAGAGGGAGAGCUUGAACGCCGGGGAUGGGGACGUGAGGGACGGGGAGGAUAGCGUGUGUCUGUCGGCGGGCAGUGACUCGGAGGAGGGGAUGCUGAAAAGGAAGCAGAGAAGAUACAGGACUACCUUCACCAGUUACCAGCUGGAGGAGCUGGAGAGAGCUUUCCAGAAGACACACUACCCCGACGUCUUCACCAGAGAAGAGCUCGCGAUGCGUCUGGAUCUCACCGAGGCCCGUGUUCAGGUGUGGUUUCAGAACCGCAGAGCAAAGUGGAGGAAGCGUGAGAAGGCCGGGGUGCAGGCUCACCCGUCAGGCCUGCCGUUCCCGGGUCCCCUGGCAGCGGGCCACCCUCUGAGCCACUACCUGGAGGGAGGGCCCUUCCCUCCCCAUCACCACCCUGCCCUGGAGUCAGCUUGGACGGCUGCUGCAGCUGCAGCCGCUGCCUUCCCGGGACUGGCCCCACCACCUCACAAUGGCUCCGCUCCACCUCUGGCCACCCCACUCGGCCUGGGCACUUUCCUGGGCACGGCUGCCAUGUUUCGUCACCCUGCCUUCAUUGGACCCACUUUUGGCAGGCUCUUUUCCAGUAUGGGUCCCCUGUCCAGUGCUUCCACCGCUGCAGCCCUCCUCCGUCAGCCCGCCCCCCCUGUAGAGAAUCCCUCCCACGCUGGCCCCGUCCUCCCCGACCCUUCCUCCUCCUCAUCCUCCCCCUCUUCCGCAGCCGCAGCAGACCGCAGGGCCUCUAGUAUCGCCGCGCUGCGCCUCAAGGCCAAGGAACACUCGGCUCAGCUCACCCAGCUUAACAUCCUGCCCACCGGAGCCGCAGGGAAGGAGGUGUGCUGAACACUCAACACCAGCUCUAGGCCUCCCUGUCCUGGGCCACGUCCCAUUCCAUCACGCCCCCGCCACUACCCCCCCCCCCUCCAAAAACCCAUUCAUACCUCUGGAGGCUGAUGUCCUGACGUCCCCCCUGUUCAUCCCUGUUACCUCAUGUUUCCCAACAAAAUAG
This is a messenger RNA of Plectropomus leopardus (leopard coralgrouper), 1707 nucleotides long. It is a transcript of the gene arxa, whose product is annotated as aristaless related homeobox a. Gene Ontology annotation, molecular function: RNA polymerase II transcription regulatory region sequence-specific DNA binding; DNA-binding transcription factor activity, RNA polymerase II-specific. Gene Ontology annotation, biological process: regulation of transcription by RNA polymerase II. NCBI's taxonomy places the organism in Eukaryota, Metazoa, Chordata, Actinopteri, Perciformes, Serranidae. The record is from RefSeq and is a predicted model, not a curated record.